GUUGAGUGAUGUUUCUUUUUUCUCACACCAUUCGUCCCCUAUUUUGAGAAGAAAACAAGAAAACAUAGACGCCGUCAUAAUAAAAUCAUUUGAAUUCAACAAUACCCCGCAACGAUGACCAAUAUCAGAGUUCUAUCCAUCACACUAUUGGCAUGUGUUCUCUCUUCAAUCGUGAGAGAGCUCGAGUCGUUCCAAAUUAGAUCUCCCGAACAAGAUGUUUCCAACGGGCGCUUGUCCGUUCGGUACACGGAGACGCUGGCAAUGGCAGUUGCAACUUCAGAGAUCGAGGAAGCAAGGAAUAUGAUGCCGGAAAUUGUGAAUAGAAUGCCUGAGCCUCUUCCAGAUAACCUUAAAAACCGAUACUAUAUGCUCCGUCAUGGGCAGAGUACAGCUAACAUUGCCGAGAUCAUUUCCUCCUCGCGGUCUCUUGCCUAUUCAGAGAAGCACGGACUGACGGCCUUUGGAUAUGAACAAGGAAAGGAAUCGGCAACUCAAUUACUAGACGUCAUGGAUAAAGAAGGUGCAAAGUCUGGAGAGAAAAUUGUUUUCGUUUCGUCGCCCUUUGCUCGUGCUAAGCAAACCGCCGAGGCUUGUUUAGAUGGGUUGAUGGGCAACGAAGAGAAUCAAGAAAGAAUACGAACGAUGGGUAUCGAAAUCGAAAAUGAAAUAUCAAUCGACAACAGGCUCAUGGAACGUUAUUUUGGUCGAUUGGACGAUGAUUCAAUUUAUACCUACGCCUAUGUUUGGCCAAUGGAUGCAAUCAAUGUCACGCACACGGCCUUUGAUGUGGAAUCGGUAGCAGCGGUAUGCACAAGAUUGUUAGAAGUAGUGAAGAGAUGCGAAGAGCAAUACGACAACAUGCACAUUGUGUGGGUGAGCCAUGCAGAUGUCCUUCAAAUCGGACAACUGUACGCAGCGAACGCCGAGAACGUCGGGAGAUUCAGCUCCUAUCGAUUUAAAAAUGGAGAGGUCCGAGCUGUGAAGAAUACUCCAGACUCGCUACCCAAUCCUGUUCCAUUGGAAGCUCCAAAGCGAGGAACGGCGCAAUACUCAGAAUUAAAGGAACUUCCUAAACUUUCACAAUAAGAUGUCUGACAAUCAGUUUGGUUACACAAUCUUUUUUCUGUUCAGCUCUUCAUUGUAUAGCUU
Molecule: messenger RNA, 1149 nt
Organism: Pseudo-nitzschia multistriata
Lineage: Eukaryota; Bacillariophyta; Bacillariophyceae; Bacillariales; Bacillariaceae
Source: the annotation of a GenBank genome assembly